Messenger RNA from Caenorhabditis briggsae, 609 nucleotides. The transcript is spliced from 3 exons. Lineage: Eukaryota; Metazoa; Nematoda; Chromadorea; Rhabditida; Rhabditidae. The record is from RefSeq and is a predicted model, not a curated record. The coding region runs from base 1 to 609 and encodes 202 amino acids.
AUGUUGGCUUCGGUUCUCGAGGAUGGAGAUUUGAUGGCUCCGGAGUAUCGAAGCUUGAUGAUCGUUGUCAAGAAAUUCAUAACAAUGCUCUUCAUAGUUUGCUUGAUUCUCACAAAGCUGUUCACAAUCACAUACAUCUUAUCAUCAUUUGGAGAAGAUAAACAACUCAUCAAAAUUGAGACACAUUUAAGUGUCUUUGGAGUCCUGUUCCUUAUUCCUAUUUGUUAUUGCAACUUUUUGGUGAGAGGAUACACGGUGUUCUUGCUUUGUGCUAUUGGAUCUUUGCUCAUCGAUACUGUGGAGUUAAUCUGCAUUUUCACAAUCAUCGGUUCUGGAUAUUGGAUCAUUUUUGAUUUGGGAUACGUCGCACUUCUCCUCUUUAUCCUGAUCAAUAUACAUAACAUCUUCGAGUUGAAGGAACAACAACAGCAACCAGUAGAGGAGAUUCCGUUGACGGAGACGAUCAACACUCGAUACAGCAGCAUCGGAUUGAAUGGAAUUGGGAUUGACCGAAUGACCGAUUUCGAGAGAGCCGAGAGGAACUUGCAGAUCUGGGACGAGUUUUGCGAUGAGAUUUAUCGCCAUAUCGGAAGUACCAGAUCUCUCUGA